Molecule: messenger RNA, 4555 nt
Organism: Oxyura jamaicensis (ruddy duck)
Lineage: Eukaryota; Metazoa; Chordata; Aves; Anseriformes; Anatidae
Gene: ATP8B1
Product: ATPase phospholipid transporting 8B1
Exons: 27
Coding region: 118-3876 (1252 amino acids)
Biological process (GO): phospholipid translocation; Golgi organization
Cellular component (GO): plasma membrane
Molecular function (GO): magnesium ion binding; ATP hydrolysis activity; ATPase-coupled intramembrane lipid carrier activity
Source: RefSeq, a predicted model, not a curated record
ACGUGGGUUUUGCUGGCCGGUACUGACAGAGUGAACUUCUGGGGACAUGCUUUGCAGUGCUUGCUCCGAUACCUCCGCUCCUGAACCUUUACAAAAUGUUUGCAGGGCGCUAGCGGCAUGAGCUCGGAAAGGGAUUCAGAGACCACCUUCGAUGAGGAUUCCCAGCCCAACGAUGAGGUGGUGCCCUACAGCGACGACGACACGGAGGACGAGCUGGACAGCCGGCAGCCUGGUGUUGAAUCAGAACAAACCCAAACCAACAGAGGCACUGAGGAGAGCCGAGAGACACUGAGAAAAGACUGCAGCUGGCAAGUUAAAGCAAAUGAUCAACACUUCCAUGAGCAGCCCCAGUUUAAAAGAACAAUACUUCUGUGCUUCAAAAAAAGCAAAUAUGCAGGAAAUGCAAUUAAGACAUACAAGUACAACCCCAUCACUUUUUUACCGCUGAAUCUGUUUGAACAGUUUAAAAGAGCAGCCAACUUCUAUUUCCUGGUCCUUCUCAUUUUGCAGGCGAUUCCUCAAAUAUCUACACUGUCAUGGUAUACAACGCUGGUGCCCUUACUCUUGGUCCUGGGAAUAACUGCAGUCAAAGAUCUAGUGGAUGACAUAGCCCGUCACAGGAUGGACAACGAGGUUAAUAACAGAACAUGUGAAGUCAUCAGGGAUGGAAGGUUCAAAAACACAAAAUGGAAAGAUAUUAAAGUUGGUGAUAUCAUUCGUCUGAAGAAAAAUACUUUCGUUCCUGCUGAUAUUUUGCUGUUAUCCAGCUCAGAACCAAACAGUCUCUGCUAUGUAGAGACAGCUGAACUAGAUGGUGAGACUAACUUAAAAUUCAAAAUGGCGCUGGAGGUAACAGACAAGUAUCUUCAAGAAGAAAGUGCGAUGGCAGACUUUAAUGGUCUGAUUGAAUGUGAAGAACCUAAUAACAGACUGGAUAAGUUCACAGGAACAUUAUUUUGGAGAAACAUGAGUUAUGCGUUAGAUGCUGAUAAGAUCUUACUACGUGGAUGUAAAAUUAGGAAUACAGACUUCUGCCAUGGAGUUGUCAUCUUUGCAGGUGCUGAUACAAAAAUAAUGAAAAAUAGUGGAAAGACAAAAUUUAAAAGGACAAAAAUUGACUCCCUUAUGAAUUACAUGGUUUAUACUAUUUUUCUGGUCCUCAUCCUGCUGUCAGCUGGCCUUGCCAUUGGGCACACGUACUGGGAGCAGCAGAUUGGCAACUCCUCUUGGUACCUCUACGACGCUGAAGACUACAGUCCUCCGUAUCGCGGCUUCCUUAACUUCUGGGGAUAUAUCAUUGUUCUGAACACCAUGGUUCCCAUUUCCCUCUAUGUGAGUGUUGAAGUGAUUCGUUUGGGCCAAAGCUAUUUUAUAAACUGGGACCUGCAAAUGUAUUACUCCGAGAAGGACACGGCCGCCAAGGCCAGAACCACCACGCUGAACGAACAGCUGGGGCAGAUCCACUACAUCUUCUCUGAUAAGACAGGAACGCUCACACAGAACAUCAUGACAUUUAAAAAAUGUUGCAUAAACGGCCAAAGAUACGGAGACUGCCGCGAUGGAGCAGGGCAGCUUCCGAGCCACCCGGAGCAAGUGGAUUUCAGCUGGAACAUGUACGCAGAUGGAAAGUUCUUGUUCUAUGAUCACUACCUGAUAGAGCAAAUAAAGUCCAGAAAGGACCCAGAAAUCCAAAAGUUCUUUCUUCUGCUUGCUAUUUGUCACACAGUCAUGGUCGAUGUUUCUGAUGGUCAGAUCAAUUACCAGGCAGCCUCCCCAGACGAAGGGGCCUUGGUUACAGCAGCCAGAAACUUUGGCUACGUUUUUCUCUCACGAACACAAAAUACCAUCACGAUAAGUGAAAUGGGGACUGAAAAAACUUACGAUGUCCUUGCUAUCUUGGAUUUCAACAGUGAUAGAAAACGAAUGUCUGUCAUCGUAAGAGAAUCCAAUGGAAAUAUAAGGCUGUAUUGUAAAGGAGCUGAUACAGUAAUUUAUGAACGAUUGCACCCAAGGAAUGUAAAGAGAGAAGCUACAGAAGAAGCACUAGAUGUGUUUGCAAAUGAAACUCUUAGAACACUCUGCCUCUGCUACAGAGACAUCAGUGAUGAUGAAUUUCAAGCAUGGAAUAAAAAGUUCACGGAGGCCAGUGUAGCUACAACUAAUCGUGAUGAAGCUCUGGACAAAGUAUAUGAGGAAAUAGAAAAAAACUUGAUUCUCCUUGGUGCAACAGCUAUUGAAGACAAACUACAGGAUGGAGUUCCAGAAACUAUUUCCAAACUUUCAAAAGCAGAUAUUAAAAUCUGGGUGCUUACUGGUGACAAAAAAGAAACCGCUGAAAAUAUUGGAUUUUCUUGUGAACUCUUAACAGAUGAGACAACAAUCUGCUAUGGAGAAGAUAUCAGUGCUCUUCUUCAAACGAGGUUGGAAAACCAGAGGAACAGAGCUGGAUCAAGUACACAUUCCUCUCUAAGAAUGAAUGAGCCCUUCUUUCAGGGUAGUAGAGAUCGUGCUUUAAUAAUUACUGGCUCCUGGUUGAAUGAAAUCCUGCUAGAGAAGAAAAAGAAGAAAAAGAAACUUAAACUGAAAUUCCCCAGAACAGCAGAAGAGAAACAAAAGCAAAUGGAGAAGAGAAGAAAGGCUGAAGCUUACAAAGAGCAGCAGCAGAAGAACUUUGUUGAUUUGGCAUGCGAAUGCAAGGCUGUGAUCUGCUGUCGAGUGACUCCGAAACAAAAAGCCAUGGUGGUUGAGCUCGUGAAGAAAUACAAGAAAGCUAUUACUCUGGCUAUUGGGGACGGUGCCAAUGAUGUGAACAUGAUUAAAACUGCCCACAUCGGAGUUGGAAUCAGUGGCCAAGAAGGGAUGCAAGCUGUCAUGUCAAGCGACUACUCUUUUGGGCAAUUCCGCUACCUCCAAAGACUGCUGCUGGUCCACGGACGAUGGUCUUACAUUAGGAUGUGCAAGUUCCUAAGAUAUUUUUUCUACAAAAACUUUGCUUUUACACUAGUCCAUAUCUGGUAUUCAUUCUUUAAUGGCUUUUCUGCCCAGACAGCAUAUGAAGACUGGUUCAUCACGCUGUACAAUGUAUUGUAUUCCAGUCUCCCGGUUCUGCUUGUUGGCUUGUUUGACCAGGAUGUGAGCGACAAAUUGAGUCUUCGGUUCCCUAGACUGUAUGUUUUGGGACAGAAAGAUUUACUUUUUAACUACAAGAAGUUCUUUUUAAGUUUGCUUCAUGGAGCUAUAACUUCACUGAUAAUCUUCUUCAUACCAUAUGGAGCUUACCUUCAAACUAUGGGACAGGAUGGAGAAGCACCUUCAGAUUAUCAGUCGUUUGCCGUCACAGCAGCAUCUUCUCUUGUAUUUGUUGUCAACCUUCAGAUUGGUUUGGAUACAUCUUACUGGACUUUUGUUAAUGCUUUCUCAGUAUUUGGGAGUAUCGCAAUUUACUUUGGUAUCACAUUUGACUUCCACAGUGCUGGAAUCCAUGUUCUCUUUCCUUCUGCUUUUCAGUUCACAGGAACUGCUCCAAAUGCUCUGAGACAGCCGUACCUCUGGCUGACCAUGGCUUUAACAAUCGCUGUCUGCUUGCUUCCUGUGGUGGCACAGCGUUUCUUAUCAAUGACAAUUUGGCCUUCGGAAAGUGACCGAAUUCAGAAAAACCGUAAGAAAUACAUGGCAGAAGAAGAACAGUGGAAGAGGAGGCAGAGUGCUUUUCGCCGAGGGGUAUCCAGCCGUCGUUCUGCUUAUGCUUUCUCCCAUCAGCGAGGAUACGCUGAUCUUAUUGCUUCCGGACGCAGCAUACGGAAAAAGAGAGCUCCUUUAGAUGCAGUCCUAGGCAACGCCGUCACAGAAGUUAGAGAAGCUCGUGACGCAAGCUGAUUUACUACACUUUUGGGGAGAGGUUUCUUAUCCAAAUGAUUGCACAUUGUUGUUGUUGUUGUUUUAAACAAACUCAGGAUAUUUUUUUAAACCAAAUUUUUAUGCUUUAUCACAGAACUUCUUGGUUUUGGACUACUGAAAGCACAGAAUAGGCAGGAGUUCUCUGCAGAGCUACUUAUCCUUGUGCAACUGAUUUCUGUUUAAUGUGAAACUGAAGGAUGUGUGUGUUAGAGUAUGAAAACUGGCAUUAUAAUUCCACGCCUGGAAUUGCAACUUUUCUUUACAUAAAAUUGCAGCUACAUUUCAUAUUAUGUCGUUGAAAACAAACUGCUAAGCAGCAGUUACUUUGUGUGCACCAUUUCAUUAAAUUGUACAAUGAUAAUGUCAUAUUAGAUGACCAGACUUUUGAGAGAGUCAUAGAUACUCUCAUCUGAGCUUGUGCAGCUGAGAAUAAGAAAUAUCUGGUGACAAACUUUAGCCAGCAUCAGACUUUAUUGGGUAUUCUGACACUUAUAGAUGUCAUUUUUAUUCAUUUUGAUUUCUUGAAUGGUUGACUACAGCUUGCUGCAUUAAAUUGAGAGACUUUUCUUUCCAUAGUGUCAGUAUAAGUGAUAUGCCAUUGCUCCUUUCAGAACUAAUUCCUUGAUUUUCCCUGGAAUAAAGAAAUCUGAGUCCAUAG